AACCAGUCCGCCGUGCCAGUCUGAGUGUUGUGUCUGCACGGUCUGCACAGGUCUCGUCUGGUCCAGCUAGCAUUAGCUGACUGACCUGCUUGGCUCAGAAGCAGGAAGGAUUUCACGGAUAACAAUGUUUUAUUUUUAGGCCUGAUAACGUUAAAAACAAAACGCCGGAUGUAAAACAGAAAGACACAACGGGAACGGCAAGCCGUCAAUGCAAAGAAAGAGGAUCCAUGGCAAAGUGGCUAAAGGACUACCUAAACCUUGGCACCAGGCGUGACCCCCCACAGCCCCCGAGGCCAGAUUACAGUGAGAGUGAGAUUUUGAGGGCCUACAGAGCUCAGAAGGAACUAGAUUUCGAGGACCCUUAUCAACACUCUGAUAAGGAGCAUCAGAAUGGUGGUUUCAGCCCCUGUAGUGCCACAGUGAGCCUUCCCUCUUUCCCUGAAUUUGGUUCAGUGCUGCCUAAUGGUGUGGAGGUAAAAGUGUUGUCUCCAAAGCACAGACUUAUUAAAGUGGACUCUCAGGAGUUUGGCUGCUGUAAAGUUCCCCUGAGUCCUGUGACUGUCCAAGAGGAACCUGUGGUUCCCUCUGCCCCAGCAGCGUUGGACGCUGACACAGACUACUCUGAUCCAUUUGAUGUCCGUCCAAACCCAAUAGGCAGACCAAACUGGGAGCCCAAAUCUGCACCUACAGACUGCUGCAGCUACAUGGAGCCAUUUGAGGCCCAGCGGAUUAUCUCAGAGCUGCAGCACAGCAUGAUGACUAACCGGUCUGGGAGUGGAAAUGGUGGCCAAUUAUACGAUAACCCAUAUGAGGAAAGGGUUCGCCACCACCACCGAGCUGCUCCAGCAGCACAACAACUAAUUCAGAGGGUUGAGGGUGGACUUGCCCAGACAGACAGCAGGGAGAGCAGGCUGCCUCAGGAUGAUGAGAGGCCAGCUGAUGAAUAUGACCAGCCCUGGGAAUGGAAGAAGGACAACAUCUCUAAAGCUCUAGCAGUUCAGUUUGAAGGGGCAGAAAGGGAGCGCUCGCGUGCCCAGACGGAGCAGACCAGGCUCACCAAGACUGGCACUACAUCUACCAUAGCUGACUCAACUACACUCCGUCUGGCUGGUGACACUCUUCCUCUCCUUGGAGAGAGAGUGGAUCCAUUUAUUCCACUGGAGAGACAAGUGUGGUACCAUGGAGCCCUGAGCCGCUCGGAGGCAGAGAGUCUACUGACUCUGUGCAAGGAGAGCUCCUACCUGGUGAGGAACAGCCAGACCUGCCGGAACAACUACUCGCUCUCGCUCAGGAGCUGUAAGGGCUUCAUGCACAUGAAGUUCACUCAGUCUGCAGAUGGGCGUUACGUGCUCGGGGAGAACAGCCCUCCCUUCUCCACCAUCCCCGAGGUCAUCCACUACUACACCACACACAAGCUGCCUAUCAGAGGAGCUGAACAUAUGUCCCUACUGUAUCCUGUCAUAGUGCAGACCCUCUGACACUGACACCCUUGCAUACUCUUUCUCCUAGUGCUACUGAAUACAAUAUAUACUCAAUAUUUACCUAUUUCCUUCCUAUUUUCCUACAUGCCUUUUCAUCGCCAUUCUACCUGCACUGCCCACAAGAGAUUGGACUAUUUGGUGCUAUCUUUUCCAUUUACCAUAACCCCAGUAACUACGCUGGCAUCUUAAUAAGAGAGCUCAGUGCCUCAUGAGUAUUUGCCUGUGAACUGGUGUUGUCACUGAAAUCCCCUUAUUUUAAUACCACUGAAAAUCAGCAAUCAUUGAUAUAAUGAUUGGUAGCUGAGUACAUUUAGAUCAAAGAUUUAAAAAAAAAAAAAAAAAAAAAAAAAAAGACAAACUCAUGUCUUGAGACAGUAGAAUCUACAGAAUAUUGCAUGGAGAUUUUUCUCUUUUACUGUCGAGCAAAGAUAUACUGUGCUGCCAGGUCACUUAAAGGAUAAUAGUGGUGUUUUCUCUUGGUCUAUGCCAAUCAUCUAGGUUUUGUUUUCAGCCAAGGCAGCAAGUAUUUUAAGGUAAACAAAGUUAUGGAUAUAGGCAUCAGGAUUUAAACUAGAUAUUGACAGUAGAAAAUGCUGUUAAAAAAACAGUUACUGUCCUUUACGUUUUAGUUACAAUAUCAACCAAACAAUACAUAUUUAACCCUGGCCUGUGAAUGUUAUAUAACUGCGUGCCCUGCAGUGUUCUCCUGAGUUCAUGAUAUGUUUGAACAGUACAAAGCGACACUAUAAUGUCCGGCAGACAUGGCUUGCUAACUUCACACAGUAGCAGAAUCCUGCAAAACUAGUUUAUAGAAUAAUUACUACAGUAUUAUAUUGAAAGCUUGUGGCUUUGUGAUUAUGACUAUUAAAGGAGCUUUGGUAGAUUAUUUACUGUGCUGUUUUAUACGAUUUUGAAAUGUCUGUUGAAAAUAAAGGUGUUGUCUGUUUUUAAA
This is a messenger RNA of Perca fluviatilis (European perch), 2433 nucleotides long. It is a transcript of the gene shda, whose product is annotated as Src homology 2 domain containing transforming protein D, a. The record is from RefSeq and is a predicted model, not a curated record. The transcript is spliced from 8 exons. The coding region runs from base 228 to 1478 and encodes 416 amino acids. Lineage: Eukaryota; Metazoa; Chordata; Actinopteri; Perciformes; Percidae. Gene Ontology annotation, molecular function: phosphotyrosine residue binding.